UUUCAGAUAUAAUCUGUUCGAAAUGAAUACUCAAACAGGGACAGGAACCUCAGAAGUGUCGAAAAAACUAAAGGCCGCGAUUCGAGCCAAACUUGAAGAGCUCGGCGUCUACGUGGACGAUGAAUUACCCGAUUAUAUUAUGGUAAUGAUUGCGAAUAAGAAGGAAAAAGUGCAGAUGAAGGACGAUCUCAACUUAUUUAUCGGAAAAAGCACUGCGAAAUUCGUCGACUGGCUUUUUGAUCUGUUCGAUCGCCUACAAAACGCUUCGAACAAGCAAGGAGAGACUAGUAAAAAGGAGGAGGAUAAGAGAAAAGAGCUGGAAGCAACAGCAGCAGCAAAGGAGCAUGAAGAGAAACGAAGAAAAGAGAAGGAAGAGCAUGAGAAAGAACUGCAAAAAGAAAAAGAACGUGAGAAGGAGCGUCAACGAGAACGUGAUCGUGAAAAGCGGGCCGAAGAGGAGAAGCGUCGUGAGGAGAAGAGAAAAGAGAUUCAGAGAUCGAAACGCCGAAGAACUCGUAGUAGAUCAAACACAUAUUCAGACGAGGAGGAACAUGUUCGGGCUCGUGGUGAGAAGCAUGACAGACACCAUCACAAGGAUCAUCGACGAGGAAGAUCACAUGAACGGAAGAUUAUCACAUCUACAAUUGUUCGUCAGGCUUCUGCUAGUCCCGAUAAAAAACUUCAUUCGACAGUCACUGUUAAGCGGAAUAUUCGUCCGACUGGAGACCAAAAUAUCAAAGGACGCGGAACAAUGUUCCUCCGUGCAAUGAACGAGGCAAGCGUCAGUGCUGGCUAUGGAUCAUCAUCAAAAAGAUCAGAAACUCAUCAUGAGGAUGACAUGUCGGAUGUUGAAGCUCUGCCGAGUAAACCAGCAUCAACGAAAUCACCGAAAAAGAGCAUCCGUGACCGUAUGAGCCGAAUCAGUAAAACUUCGGAGCCGCCGAUUGAAGAGGACGAUGCAGUCGUUUUGGAGGAUUUUGCACAAACCGGCGGAGGGCCUCAAAUGAUAUUGAAACUUUCUGGGGGAAGAGAAGCUAUCAAAAAAACUCGAAUUCAAGAUAGAAUCGUUGUUGAUGAUGGAUUACGUCGAGGACUUUUGAAACGGAAGAUCGAAACGGCGUCAGGAGCAUCAGCAGGAGCAGCAACAUCAGAAGAACCAAAAUCCAAACAUGAUCGGAUAAUAUUCGAUAUAACACCAUCCCGGGACUCAACUCCGACUGAUGAUUCUCCGACGAUGCAAAAAUGGAAUGGACAAAUCGAAAUUGGCGAUGAUUCGGAAGAAUCUGAAGAUGAUGAGGAGGCUGAAAUUGAUGCAUUCGUAGCCGAAGCUCGCGGUAUCGCAAGACGGGAAAGCUUCCGUGAUGAGGAGGAUGAGCUUCCGCCGACGCAUCAGCUUUCUGGUGGACCGUAUGCCUAUCAUCAUUCUACGGCGGCUCCAACCUAUAUUCCGACUCCACUGAGUGUGCUCAGUGAGCAGCAGAAUCAGAUGGGUGGUGGUGCGGCGAAGGAAGAUCAUCAUGUCAAGGAGCGUUGUAUUUUCUGGCCGAAAUGUACAAAAGGCGACACGUGUGCUUUUAUGCAUCCUACGACUAACUGCAAAAACUUCCCAAAUUGCACUUUCGGUAUUCGCUGUCUCUUCAUUCAUCCCCCAUGUCGAUUCGAUCGAUUCUGCACAAAAAAGCACUGUCCAUUCACUCAUCACGGUACUGGAGGACAACAACCCGGAGGAGCCCAGCUGACUUCUGAAUUCAAGAAUCCACUCACUUCCAGCAGAAUGCUAACAGUUCCAUCUCCAUUUAUAGCAGCAACAGCAGCAGCAGUCGAAGAACUUCCAAAACCAGCGGCUCGCGGAGCUCUUGGAAGUUUGGCUGAGAAGCUGGCGGCUUCUAUUAAGAAAAAGCCUGCACCGGGGGCAGAAUCUGAGAAAAAGGAGGAGAAAAGCGAUGAAAAUGAGUCGAAAGCUGAAGAGCCAAAGGCUGAAGUAGCUCCAGUCCAACCUAAACCACUUCCAGAUUUCAGUAUUGCUCCACUCCAUUCCAUGGUCCUAUGCCGAUACGCAGGAGCAUGCAGAAAUCCAAUUUGUCACUUUAAACAUCCAAAGGAAUGCCGUUUCGGUGCCAACUGCCGCAAUCCGUCAUGCUAUUUCUACCAUAAGCCGGCCGGUGCUGCUCCGACUCCAGUUGCUGCUCCAAUCGCUGCUGAAUCCGCCGGAGCCGCCAAGUACAAAUGGACCUCCGCCACAGCUAACUAGUCCCCAGUUAUAUCUAUAUUUUUUUCAUUUAUCGUCGUUAUUUUUUCCUUUUUUUCUCUGUGAAAGCUCAUUUUAACGUGUGUAGCUUGUUCCCUCUCCCCAGGGGUUCCGCCGAAAGUUUUUUUUUUUUAAUUUUCGGAUUUUUUGAGCAAAACCGAAAAACCGAAUAUUGGAAAAUUGGAAAAACAAAAAAUUUUCGUUUUUGUCAAAACCGAAAAAAAAAACUGAAAACACUCCAAAAUCGAUAUUUAACACCAAAUUUUUUAAAAGAUGUUUCAGUUUUUUGAAAAAAAAAAGCAAAAAUUUUUCGGUUUUUCAACAAACCGGCAGACCUGCUUUCCAAGCCUAAACUCAAAUAUCUUGGAACACUACUCCUCCCCCUGUUUCCGGCCCAAAAAAUCUGUUUAUUUUUGUCUUUUAUGUCUCCCACACACUCCUUUAGGGUUCUCGGUGUAAAACUUGUUUCUCUUGUUUUUUUUCUCUCUCUCUGUCAUUAUUAUUAUUUUUCAAAAAUCCUCCACAAUCCACAAACUGAAUGAUGCCAAAAGUUUAGUUUUUUUUUUAAAUUCACAUAUAAAAAUAAGUUCUCCAAUGGACUUUUUGAAUGACAAGUUUUUUCUGCCGCCGAAA
Molecule: messenger RNA, 2881 nt
Organism: Caenorhabditis elegans
Lineage: Eukaryota; Metazoa; Nematoda; Chromadorea; Rhabditida; Rhabditidae
Gene: sut-2
Product: Zinc finger CCCH domain-containing protein 14
Exons: 9
Coding region: 23-2251 (742 amino acids)
Biological process (GO): regulation of mRNA stability
Cellular component (GO): nucleus; cytoplasm
Molecular function (GO): metal ion binding; poly(A) binding
Source: RefSeq, marked reviewed